Messenger RNA from Manihot esculenta (cassava), 2424 nucleotides. Its product is annotated as probable protein S-acyltransferase 4. NCBI's taxonomy places the organism in Eukaryota, Viridiplantae, Streptophyta, Magnoliopsida, Malpighiales, Euphorbiaceae. Gene Ontology annotation, biological process: peptidyl-L-cysteine S-palmitoylation; protein targeting to membrane. Gene Ontology annotation, cellular component: endoplasmic reticulum; Golgi apparatus. Gene Ontology annotation, molecular function: protein-cysteine S-palmitoyltransferase activity. The transcript is spliced from 6 exons. Bases 496 to 2010 code for a protein of 504 amino acids. The record is from RefSeq and is a predicted model, not a curated record.
AACUUGAAACAUCCGCCAGAACGGGUUGUCUGGCAAUGCAAUGCCAGCGUUUAUUCAAUUAUUAUUAUUUUUAAUUUUUUUUUUUUUAAAAAGGAAAGAAUUUAAGAGAGAGAAACACAUACAUUUCGUGAUUCGCAUAUACAGAGAGAGAGAGAGAGAGAGAAUCUGUGUCUUGGUAGAAUCCGCCUUUUUCCCCCGAGAUAUAUGUAUAUAUAUUUUGACAUAAUUUUCUUUGUUUAAUUUGGCCGAGUAGCGGAGGAGCUCUGAUCCUUUUCUGAUCCAAAAACCUCUCAACCUCAAACCUCUCUGUCUCUCUCUCUGUUUUCACUUGUUUUUAUUGCGUAUUUUUUAACAAAUUUGAUUUCGUUGCUGGGUUUAUGCUCAUACGUUCAAACGUUAAGUAAAUUUGUUAAGACAGGUUGAAAAAAGAAGAAAAGAGAGAGAGAGAGCGAGAGAGAGAGGGAGAUACAAAGAUUUCGGCUUUGGAUUGAGAAAAUGAAUUCAAAUUUGGCUCCCUCUUCUUCUUGUUCUCAACGCAUGACCAAGGAUAAACCCAGGAGGCUCUAUCAAGUCUGGAAGGGGAGCAACAGAUUUCUUUUUGGUGGGAGAUUGAUAUUUGGUCCUGAUGUGGCAUCAAUGUUUUUGUCUGCACUUCUUAUUGCCGGCCCAGCAGUUGCUUUUUGUAUAAAAACUUACUUCAAGCUUGUGGACAAUAACACAGAACAUCCUGAGCAUUGGUAUCCUGUGUUAAUUGUGGGCUCCAUCUUAACUAUAUUAGAUUUAGUCUUUCUCUUCUUGACCUCUAGUCGAGAUCCUGGAAUAGUCUGUAGAAAUUCACGGCCUCCCGAAUCAGAUGAAGCAUUUGAUGCUGCUACUCCUUCUAUGGAAUGGGUCAAUGGCAGAACCCCUCAUUUAAAACUACCCCGGACAAAAGAUGUUGUGGUGAAUGGCCAUACAGUGAAAGUUAAGUACUGCGAUACUUGUUUGCUUUAUCGCCCCCCUCGCUCUUCUCAUUGUUCAAUCUGCAACAACUGUGUUCAGAGAUUUGAUCAUCACUGUCCAUGGGUUGGUCAAUGCAUUGGAGUACGCAACUAUCGGUUCUUCUUCAUGUUCAUAUCAACAGCAACCAUCUUGUGCGUAUAUGUCUUUGUAUUUUCUUGGAUUCAUAUUGUCAGUAGAAAGGAGCAUGUUUUGAAAGCCAUAUCUCAAGAUAUCCUCUCUGAUUUUCUCAUAGUAUAUUGCUUCAUAGCCGUCUGGUUUGUUGGUGGCCUUACAAUUUUUCACUCCUAUCUGAUUUGCACAAACCAGACCACUUAUGAGAAUUUCCGCUACCGAUAUGAUAAGAAGGAGAAUCCAUAUAAUAGGGGAAUGAUAAGGAACAUUGUAGAAAUAUUUUUCACCAAGAUUCCACCUUCAAUGAAUAACUUCCGUUCAUUUGUGGAGGAAGAUGAACAGAUGGUGGCUGCAUCAGUAGUGCCACACCUGACAGAAGAUCUCAUUAGCUCAAAAGAGAAAAUCGACAUUGAAAUGGGAACUAAGCUUGCAGAAGAUAAUAACUAUGCCCUUCCAGAAAUUUUGCGAAAUUUGGAUUAUGAUGAUGAUUCAGAAGAUGAUUUCAAGAUGAAGGAAGGAGGCCGGCCAUCUUUUGACCAAUUCUUUCCUGAUGGGCAAGAUGUAACAGAAUCAUUGAAAAUAUCUGUUGUUGGAGAUGAAUUGAUGGAAUCCAUGCGAGGUCCAAUUAUUGGGGAUGGUGUUAAAGAAUCUGCAUUAAGCCCAAGUGAAUCUGUGGAAGGUUCUACUGCUGGUGGAGUGAGAGGUUCUACACAAAGACCUAAUACUGAAGCCGAAGUAAGAGAGUCUCCACAAAAAUCUAAUGCUGAAGCUGAACUAAGUGAUUCUGCACAAACAUCUAAUUUUAAAGUUGAAGUAGGAGAAUAUGCACAAAGCCCCAAUGUUGAAGGGAAUAGACAUGCCAUCUGGAGCUCUACUUCUGGAGAUGAGACUAAGUAGAGGGAAUCUAAUGAUGUAACCAGUUCUUCAGUAUGGAGGUUUUUAUUUGAUUAUCAACUGCGUGGGUUGGUCACUUCAAAGGGCUGUAAGUUGGCUUUUUGAAGGUUGAAUGUUAUCUGGUUCGAUAUUGCCUUUCUCCCCCCUUUUCUGGGAGGAACUAGAUUUGGAAAACUUUCAUUUGUUCGGUUCAAUUUGGAUUUCUUUUGUUGGAAGUUGUAAAUUUAUGUUGCAGAAACACACAAGGCUCUUGACAGUGGCUGUAUAGGUAAACUGGUCGAGAUAUGGGUGAUAGGAUUGUUUUACAUUUAUGAAUGAAUAGGUAUGCUUUUGAAAUGAACACAGAUAUGAAUGUCCAAAAACAGAAAUUUUUUUUUAUAAAAUUUUAAGAAAAUAUCAAAUUCAAAUUUUGCAUCA